Molecule: messenger RNA, 1156 nt
Organism: Aedes albopictus (Asian tiger mosquito)
Lineage: Eukaryota; Metazoa; Arthropoda; Insecta; Diptera; Culicidae
Gene: bug
Product: thioredoxin domain-containing protein 15
Exons: 2
Coding region: 107-1027 (306 amino acids)
Biological process (GO): cilium assembly
Cellular component (GO): cilium
Source: RefSeq, a predicted model, not a curated record
UGAAAGCUGGUACCUAAAUGUCAAAUAGAAAAUCGUAAUCAAAACAAAUCGAAAAUAAUUGAGCGUUUUGCUGUGUGAUAAUAAAUUUAAUUCUCGCAAUAUUAGAAUGAAAAUCCAGCACAUUUUGCUAAGUAUUUUUGUCGCCAUCCACUGCUGUAGUGCAUUCCGCUUCAGUGGGCUUGAGUUUUAUUCACACUUCAUCAAUGGAGACUUCCUAGAUUACAAACCCUUCGGUGGGGGCACCCCCAAAAGUGAUGAACUUCAGCAGUCGAUGCCGUCGGUGGGUCAGAGUCUUAACUCGUUCCUCGACUUUGUCACCUUCAAGGAUAAACAGUAUUGCUCGAUCUACGAGGAACAAGCGCAGGAAACGGAAGAUCCGAAGGGUGCAGAUGGGAAGCGUCCGCUCAAGGUGAAGUGCAUUCCAGCCAAGGGGAAUGGCACUUUACAAAUAAUCACUUCACUCAAGGAAGUCAUCAGCGUACUUGCUCCCCAUGGGAACUCCACCAAACGGACCACGGCCGGAAAUUGCGUCGUCAUGUUGUUCUACACCAAGACGUGCAUUCAUAGUGCGUUCAUGGCUCCGCACUACAACGCACUGGCACGACAUUUUCCCGAUCUGAAGGUGACGGCCAUCGAUGCGUUCAACUUCCACUCUCUUAACACGGAGUUCGGAAUCGUCGGACUGCCUACCAUCAUGUUCUUUCACCAGGGUCGCCCUCUGGUGAAGUUCAACGAGACGGAAAUCAACCUGGAAACGUUGGUCAAAUUCGUCACCAAACACAGCGGCGUCGAGCCAAGGCUAGUCAACCACAAGAUGACGAUCAACGUGCCGCAUUACAUCUCAGAGGACUUCAAGGGGCCGCUGUCGAACAAGGUCGAGAAGAAAACCGACUACUGGCUGUACGUGGCGUGGAUCUUCAUAAUCGUUUGCAGUUGCUACUACUUCUCCAAAUCGGUGUACUACGUGCAGAUGAUUGAGACGAUCAAACGGAAUUGGAGGGAAUCCGGAGCGCAUCAUCGAAGUUAGCCAGCGGCCGAAGAAACCUAAGAAAACUCAUAUAGUCAAUGGGGUGUGUUUAAGCUAGUGCGUUAACUUAUUAUGUAUGCCGUUUUGUUGAGGUGUUGCUAUUUUUCCUAAUAAACCAUACCGUAGAAA